AUGGUUCAGUUCGGCAAAACCUGUCAUCCGCUGGCUCUCCUUUCGGUCAUCGCCAUGCUACUUGCCUCUGUUGCGUCUUUUGGGUGGGGCAUGUUUGCGGGAAUACCGUGGUCUCUCGCUCGAGUUCCACCGCCACCACCUCCUGGCCCUCGUCCACUAGGCCUUGAUCGCUUUGGCGGAGGACCUUUACGCCUUGGCCCUCUAUAA
This is a messenger RNA of Puccinia triticina, 207 nucleotides long. RefSeq lists its product as uncharacterized. The record is from RefSeq and is a predicted model, not a curated record. The coding region runs from base 1 to 207 and encodes 68 amino acids. Lineage: Eukaryota; Fungi; Basidiomycota; Pucciniomycetes; Pucciniales; Pucciniaceae. The transcript has a single exon.